CCUGAACAUCAGGCUCUAAUCAAUUUAAUCGAAGCAACUCAAAAACGUCAUUUAUACGUUCAGUACGGUGUAUAUCUUGAAACUCGUGCUAAAGAAUUAGGAUGGUUUGAAAUUUUACAUAGUUCAUUAUAUGAACCCUUGGAAUUAAUUGAGGCAAAAACCAGAAUCUUAAACUUAAGUUCUAUGAAUGUAAACCAAACCGUAAAAACAAUCAGUAAAACAUUUUCAGAAGUCAUGUUAAGUUCAAAUGACUUGUUAUUGUCUGGAAUUCUUGAUAUAGAAGCUUUAGAUACCUUAAACUCGCCAAUUAAAACAGCACUAAAGAAGGAAAAUUUGUGGUCUGCUGUUAAAGGAUUAUUACCAAUUAACCCAUUGCCCAAUGAAUUACAAAACUUUAUAGUUAAAUAUGUGGAAACCG
Messenger RNA from Racocetra fulgida, 418 nucleotides. The record is from the annotation of a GenBank genome assembly. NCBI's taxonomy places the organism in Eukaryota, Fungi, Glomeromycota, Glomeromycetes, Diversisporales, Gigasporaceae.